UGUCUGCCAGGCUCCCUGGCAUGUCAGUGGCCUUCAUUCCUGACUGGCUGUGGGGCAGUGCUGAAAUCAAUCAGGAGACGACCCAGCGGCUCCUGGAGGAGAAUGAUCAGCUCAUCCGCUGCAUCAUGCAGUACCAGAACAAGGGCCAAGCCCACGAGUGUGUCCAGUACCAGCAUGUGUUACAUAGAAAUUUCAUUUAUCUAGCUACCAUUACAGAUGCCAGUCCAGCCAGUACGUCACAAGCCAAAUAACCUUCCAGUUGGCUAUUGUGA
This is a messenger RNA of Ochotona princeps (American pika), 272 nucleotides long. Its product is annotated as SS18-like protein 2. Gene Ontology annotation, biological process: positive regulation of transcription by RNA polymerase II. Gene Ontology annotation, cellular component: nucleus. Lineage: Eukaryota; Metazoa; Chordata; Mammalia; Lagomorpha; Ochotonidae. Gene Ontology annotation, molecular function: transcription coactivator activity. The record is from RefSeq and is a predicted model, not a curated record. The transcript has a single exon. Bases 21 to 251 code for a protein of 76 amino acids.